CCUUUCCUUUCUUGCUUCUUCUCCUUCUCUCGGUCGGUCGGUCGCUCGCUCGCUCGCUCCGGUGCUUCUAAGAAAUAUUCCAAAUAAGCCUUCGUUUCCAGUCCUUCUUUCUCUCCUUUAAUUUUUUUUUUUCCUUUUUUUGCCCUUUCGUUCGUUUCAGUCCUUGUCCAUCAUAAAAAAACAAGAGGAAAUCCCAAAAUGGAAACCCUGGAAGCCACUGAAACCCUACGCGACAACUCCUCCAAGAAGCCCUCCGAAACCCAAACCCUAGAACCCCUCGGGGGACCUAGGGUUUCGGAACUAGGGUUUUCGCUGGAGGAAGAACCCCUAGCUCCGGCGCCGGGGGCGGAAGCUAAAACCCUAGGGUCGGGGUUGACGCUGGAGGCCGGCGAGAGGGAGGAGCUGCACUCCUUCGCCGUCGGUGAUUUCGUGUGGGGGAAGAUCAAGAGCCAUCCAUGGUGGCCGGGCCAGGUGUACGACCCCUCUCGAGCGUCGGAUCACGCCAAGAGGGCCCACCGGAGGGACCGGUCGGUGCUCGUGGCCUACUUCGGGGACGACACCUUUGCCUGGUGCCACCCGGCGCAGCUGCGGCCGUUCGUGCUGGAGUUCCAGCAGAUGGUGAAGCAGAGCAGCUCCAGGAGCUUUGUCAGCGCGGUGGAGGACGUCGUGGGGGAGAUUGGGCGGUGCCUCGAGCUCGAGCUCACUUGCCACUGCGUGCCCCCGGAGGUCCGGCCAGCGAGUGCGAGAGGCCAGGUCGGGAGGGCUCCGGUAGCAAAUUUCGCGCCUUUGGAGUUCCUUGAGCAUCUCCGUGAUGUGGCGUGUGAUGUUUCGGUGGUUGAUAUACUGGAAGGCGCGAUGCUAAGGAGUUGGGUCUUGGCCUUUGGGAAGGGGUGGAGCAAUGGUUCGGCCGGGUACCACCGUCGCCGGGGGAUAAUGGACCUGGUGGACAAGAUUGAUCUUGAUGUCCCACCAGGGGACUUGGCUGACAGCAAGGAGGAGGAGGAGUAUUGGAUCACUGGGAGCAGUGUUGUGAAAGGGCCAAAGAUAUCGGCGGAGAAGUUGUUCAGGAACAGGAAGAAGAGAAGCAUGGCGAAACUCAUCGCCGAGAUGGAUUUGGAUGCUGUUGAGGUUAGUGAUGGUGAGGACGAGAAGGUAGAGGAGAAGGUGAAAGAGAAAGUGGACUCGGGGAAGCGGAAAAAGAAGACUGAGAAUGAGAAAGGUUCAGAGAUGGAGAAUAUUGGAGUCAAGGCUGAAGAAGAGGGUGGCUCGGGUAGACGGGAACGGAAGAAGAGCAAGUAUUUGUCACCUCCCUACACUUAUUUGAGUGGGUAUACGAAGUAUGUGGCCUCACCUAGGAGUGCGGAGAUGAAGACACCAAGGACAAGUAUCGAUUCCUCGGGGCCUUUGUCACCCAAGUCCCAGACAAUUUUGAAAUGCAACUGUGACACAGUUCAGAAGGAAGAGGAUAAGAUGAGUCCUUCAUUCCAGGUUGAUAGCACUUCGGUGCAUGAGAUUCUUGUGGAGUUCCUCUGCACAGCAGUCAAUCCGCUUCACCUGAAAUGGAAUCGCUUGGCCAAGACAAUCAGGGGCUUCUUUGCAAUAUAUAGAAGCUGUAUGUACUCUAGUGGCUCUGACUGUGAAUCUUACCAAAAGCACCUGACUGAAUCUUGUGGCAUAAAUGGAAAAACUCCUACAGUGCACAGGCCUGAAGUUGGGAAAUCUGAGGGGAAGAGGAAGCAGAAGAAAGAUGGGCCUAGUGGAGAAACUCGAAUAGUUUUGGGUCCUGAUUCCGUGAAUCACUCUAAAGAAGGUAAGGUGGGAAGGAAGAGAAGGGCGAGGAAGGAUGCUGCUGCUGCUGCUGCUGAACCUCUGGUUAAUUUGGAACCCCAGAUUGUAGAUGUUCCAGUGGAAGGUAAACUGUCACGGAGAUUCAGAAAAGGCAAGGACGGCGCUAAUGGUGAAAGCAUGGUGAAUUUGUCUCAGGAGCCUCUCAGCCCUUCAGAAGCAGCUAAAUUGGGGCAGAAGAUGGUUAGGAGAAAGGGAGUUGCUAAUGGAAAAUCUCCAGUGGAAUUGGGUCAUGAACUUAGUGGUCGCUCUCAAGUAGGUAAGUCUGGGCAGAGGAGGAGAAAAAGCAGAAAUGCACCUAAUACUUUGCAUGUUCUCGAUUUGGAUCGUGCAAUUGCUAAUGGUCCGAAUGAAGGUAAAUCUGGCCAGAAGAGGAGGAAGAAGGAUGGAAAUAACCAUGGGAAUCCAGCAGCUCUUCAUAUGAAUUUUGCUCCGGGCAUCACACUGCCAUCCAGGGAUGACCUUAUCUCCACUUUUAGCAAGUACGGGGUCUUGAUUGAGUCUGAGACCGAGUUGCUCCAAGAAACUGGCAGUGCUCGGGUGGUGUUUGUGAAAAGCACCGAUGCAGAAAAGGCCUUUAAUAGUUUAGACAAGACUGGAGUUUUUGGGCCCCCAUAUGCUACUUACCGCCUCCGCUAUCUACCUGCGAUAAGCUCUCCACCAUCAUCACCUAUUCCUGUUCCAAAGCCUCCACUUCCUUACAUAAGGAAGAGCCUUGAGAGGAUGAUUUCUUCUUUGGCUGGUUCUUCCACCUCAGUGAAAGAAACAGGAUGUUCUGAUGGGUUGAAGCCAGAGGCAAGAGAUAACUUAGUUGGUGAGAUGCAGGGCCUCCUCAAGAAGGUCAACAAGAUGCUGAACGGACCUGCUGCUGGUACCCCUUUUUAGCUCCACCUUUUUAUAGAUAUAUGGAUCUAACCUAUUUAGCUUUAGAGUCUUUGUUAUCCUUUAUGUUGGUUAUGUCAAUUGGUCAAAGACUACUGCUCUCUUUAGGAUGCCUGCACAUUGGUGCUGUGGACCCGAAUGGGUUAUUGUAUUUUCGUACAUUGUUCCUAUGCAUGGUAGACUACAGAGACUUCAGCUUGCCUUUCUCUAAACUUCUUGGUGGUAUGUGGUUAUAUUUGGGUGGUUAGAAAUGGCUUAUUAUGCUUGUUUA
Messenger RNA from Elaeis guineensis (African oil palm), 2998 nucleotides. RefSeq lists its product as uncharacterized. NCBI's taxonomy places the organism in Eukaryota, Viridiplantae, Streptophyta, Magnoliopsida, Arecales, Arecaceae. The record is from RefSeq and is a predicted model, not a curated record. Gene Ontology annotation, molecular function: nucleic acid binding.